GGUCAACCCAACCCCCCCAACCCCACCACCGGCUGCACCCGCAGCAAUGAGGGACCGCCUGCAGGACCUGAGGGAGUUCAAUGAAAAUAAUGAUGAGGAAGCAACGGUCACUGUGGAACAUGACCAUUUUAUGGAGGAUUUCUUCCACCAGGUGGAGGAAAUCCGGUUGUUAAUUGACAAAAUUGGGGAAAAUGUAGAAGACGUGAAGAAGAAGCACAGCAUCAUUCUGUCGGCACCAAACCCGGAAGGAAAAACCAAAGAAGAACUUGAAGAGUUGACCCUUGCGAUCAGGAAAGAUGCCAACAAAGUCCAAACAAUGCUGAAAGCUAUGGAGCGAGAGUGUAAAGAUGAGGGUGAAAACCAAGGCUCAGUGAAUCUGCGAAUAAGGAAAACCCAGCAUUCAACUCUGUCUCGGAAAUUUGCCAGUGUGAUGACUGAAUACAAUGAGACGCAGAUACUCUUCCGGGACCGAAGCAAAGGGCGGAUCCAGAGACAGCUGGAGAUCACUGGGAAGACAACCACUGAUGACGAACUUGAGGAAAUGCUGGAAAGUGGGAACCCGGCGAUUUUCACAUCUGACAUCAUCUCCGACUCCCAGAUCACAAGACAGGCUCUAAACGAGAUCGAAUCUCGCCACAAAGACAUCAUGAAGCUGGAGGUCAGCAUCCGGGAGCUGCACGAGAUGUUCAUGGACAUGGCUAUGUUGGUGGAGCAUCAGGGUGAAAUGAUCAACAACAUUGAGACGAAUGUGGUGAAUGCAGCCGAAUACGUGGGCCGGGCCAAGGAAGAGACGAAAAAAGCUGUGAGAUACCAGAGCAAAGCUCGUCGAAAAAUGUUCAUCAUAUUGAUCUGCGUUGCGAUCUUGCUGAUUAUUGUCGCCAUUAUCAUCGGCGUGACUGUGCCUUCGUAGCCGUCUCUGUGAUUCCGUGGCUGUGAUCAUUCCACUUGGACCUCUGUCCCUCCCGAAGCUCCUGCCCUGGUCUCUGUGGCUGCCUGAACCUUACGAUGUCAACAUCCUGAACCUCCUGUUCAUAGUGACAACGAUCAUUGCACGAGCAGCAGAGACUUGUGGUGUGGGGAGUGACCAAACCAUUCACUACUGUUACUUAACUAGUUUGUGCAUCAUUUGGCACAAUCGCCGAUUGUCUUUUUUUUUAUCCCAUAAAUGUUCUUUUAACUUAUUUUUAAGGGGUUUCUUCAGAAACUCUUUACCCGAUAAAGGUUUUUUUGUUGAUCUACGAUGUUGAUGAUGGUUUAGAGGCCGUGUGGAGGCGUGGGAUCGCUUUCACGUUGGGAAUGCCACGCGGACAAACACUAUAUAUAUCACUCUGUUUUCAUUGUGCGUUUGGUGGAAUGUCACCUGCGGACCCGAAUCUGGCCUUUAGACAUCCUAAGCAACAAACACCUGACGAACCAAUGUUUACACGAAUCAAAAAACGUCAGGAAAACUGGAACUGCAAAUAUCUUGCCAAUAACUGGAAAUUAUAUUGCAACGGUCUCGUUGGAUCAUUUAGAAUCGGGUUUGUUGUCAUCGGGGUUCACACGUCCACAAUAACAGGCGGUUUUAAACCAGGAGCGAAGCUUCCUCGGAGGGUGGGGUCCUGGAAGCUCGUGUGAAGGGAGCCCUCCGAGGAUGUGGAAUUUUUUUUUUGCACUUGGUGUUUUUAUUUUUUUUUAAUUUUGCGAAGUUGCAUUUAAUGAUUGUACUUUAUAUAAUCAGACCAUUUUUGCCUCGACCUUGUUUACACGCGUUUAAAAAGCCAUUGUGACAGAUGUAACCUUAGAGCACCCGGGUCUCAACAUCACCAGGUGAAUGUAAAUUAAAAAAAAAACACUCAUACCUGCCUUAAUCAGUUCAUAUAAUCACACUUAUCAAACUGAUGGACACUCAUUUCUUUGUUGAUAGGUUAAGAGCUAAGCAGACUGAAUUUAUUUUAGGGCCUCCGUUGUGUAAGUGAGGACUGUUUAACAUUCCUAUGCAUAUUCCAUUGGUGCUGCCAGACUAACUCGUAUAUGC
This is a messenger RNA of Callorhinchus milii (elephant shark), 2017 nucleotides long. RefSeq names its product syntaxin 2b (gene stx2b). Gene Ontology annotation, molecular function: SNAP receptor activity; SNARE binding. Gene Ontology annotation, cellular component: presynaptic active zone membrane; plasma membrane; endomembrane system. Bases 47 to 910 code for a protein of 287 amino acids. Gene Ontology annotation, biological process: synaptic vesicle fusion to presynaptic active zone membrane; intracellular protein transport; exocytosis. The transcript is spliced from 10 exons. Lineage: Eukaryota; Metazoa; Chordata; Chondrichthyes; Chimaeriformes; Callorhinchidae. The record is from RefSeq and is a predicted model, not a curated record.